AUGUCGACGCUCGGCCUGCGGGCCCUGGAUGUCGUCUCAGAGCAGCACGCGUGGCUGAACGCUGCCGACGCGCUAGUCCUGGUGCAGACGGCCAAGAGCUGUCUCUCCGUUGCCAAGCGUGCCGUCAUCAGGCGGCCGGGCGGUGUGCUCGUCGCACCGAAUUUGGUGGGCGUGCCCGAGACGCGGCGCCGCAAGCUCAGCUACGCCGGGCUGCAAGCACUUGUGCGCCUGCUCGAUGGCGCCAAGGUCCAGGCCUGCACGCUCCUGCACGUUAAAUUACUAGACGCUCGCUCACAUGCGGAACUUAGCGAAGUGCUCGGGCACUGUUCUACCCUCUUGAUGCGAGACUGCUUCUCACUGACGCCGGUGCAUUUGACAGCGCUGCGCGAGCUGCGCGUCAGCUACGGCGCCCUGGGGACGGAGACGCUCAAUUCGAUCGUCGCCGCCUGUCCACCACAGCUCGAAGGCCUAAUUCUCGCCGGCUGCUCCGCGACGACCAAGGACCCGUUUCUCGCCGCGCUGGGUAAUGCCCCAUGCGCACAAAACCUACGGCGGCUCGACCUCGCUGGCAUGAAGAAGCUCACCAGCCAAGGUUUCGCAUACAUCCGCAACCGUAUGCCGCGGCUGGAGAUGUUGGGGCUUGACGGCUGCGACAACGUGAGCAUGGGCGAGAUUUUGUUUAUACUUGACACAGUAGCGCCGUUUCCCGCGUUGCGCCGUCUUCAUGCGGCACGCCUGGCGCCGUCCAAACGGCCAUACCCCGGCCCAUGGAACGAGGCUCUGCAGGCAGGACUCGCCGUCGACUCCUGCACUUGGAUGGCGCUCACGGACGUGUGUCUUGCUGGACAGUGCAACGGUGCUUGGACGCUCGACCGUAACAAGAACCCCGUCUGGGAGUCGGCACUCGGCCGACACGGCGACGAUGCGGCCGCCGCCUCCAUCGUUUGCUUCGAAGCUGGGGCAGCGGUGGGCGGCGGCGCCUCUGCCAACAGUCGCGACCGGGCCACGCGCGCCGUGACGGCGUUGCGGCGUCUCGACGCCCGGGGCCGGGUCGCGCUGUCCGUCGCCGUGUUCCUCGUCUGGCGCGCGGCUCCGAAUCUCAUUGAUCUGGACGUCUCGGACUCGGACGACGACGUCCCGGGGCGCCUGGUCAAGCUCUGCGCGCGGCUCCCGGCGCUGUGCUCGCUCUCCGUCGCCUGUAUCGAGCCGUCCCUCGACGACACACGCCUCCGUUCCGCGCUCGAGGCGCUCCCCAACCCGACGCGCCUGCGCCUGCUCGACGUGUCGGGGAACGCGUCGAUCACGAGCGCCGGCGUCGCGGACGCCAAGCGGCGCUGCGGCCCGCGCCUCGUCGUCGUCGCGCGCGGGAUCGACGGAGUCUCUCAGCGCCGGCCGCGCGCGCGCUGCGGCGGCGACUGCUGCUCGUUCGAGCGACACGGCGUGAAAAUGUUGAAGCAGGAUGCGUUCGGCUGCGCGACCUGCGGUCUCGACGGCCGCGGGGACGCUCUCUGCACCCAUUGUGCGACGACGUGCCACAAGGGCCACAACGUCUUCUACAUCGGCCACAUCAAGAUGUACUGCGACUGCCCGCGCACGUGUGGUUUAUGUAAUUAG
Pelagomonas calceolata is the source of this 1614-nucleotide messenger RNA. The record is from the annotation of a GenBank genome assembly. Lineage: Eukaryota; Pelagophyceae; Pelagomonadales; Pelagomonadaceae.